AUGAUUGCAGUACAUGCAUGCACCAUCACAUGGAUUAUUGCCGCGACUGUCGAUGCACGAGACGACUUGUUUGCCGACAAGCUUGCGGAUCAACAAUUCCUUCGUCAAAUGUACAUGAAGGAAGGAGGCUUCUUCAAUGCAACACGGGCUGAUCGAUCAAUCACGGCAGAACUUCUGUCUUCCAAUCAUUCGAAGCCAACAACAAGAGCGACGAGAAAUCUGAAUCAAAAUCCAAAGGGAGAUCUUGUGGUGGGUGUGUUCUAUUAUCCUUGGCAUGCUGACGACUUUCACAACGAUGAAGGCUACGUUCGACAGGAUUUGAUUCCACCACACAGCCCCGUAUUGGGAGAAUAUGAUGAUCGGGACGUUGCCACUAUUCAACAGCAUUUGGACUGGAGUAGACAAGCGAAUGUGAAAUUGUGGAUCACCAGCUGGUGGGGCCCUGGUCGGCAGACGGAUAUGACCACCAAGAACAACAUUCUGACCCAUCCCGAUCUCAAGAGUCACAAGAUUGCACUCUUUUACGAAACUACCAGUCGCAUCAAAGCUAGCGAGAACUAUACCACGACGCGAGUUCCAGGCGAUAUGCAAUAUCUUUGUGAAAACUACUUUGAUCAUCCAAAUUACUACCAAAUGGAGGAUCCAGUCCACGGUUCUCGCCCUGUGUUGUUUAUGUACUUGUCUCGGUCCCUCGCAAGGCGAGGCUAUUUGAACGAAACCGUCCAAGUGAUGCGAGACAAUGUCCGAAGUGCCUGUGGAAAGGAAAUUUAUAUCGUGGGCGAUCAAAUCUUUGGCCGUGCUUCCAGUAAUUAUGAUGAUCCGGAAAAGCAUGGACCCUUUCUCUUGCUGGAUGCCGUUACGAAUUACGAUGUCUAUGGAAGCAUUGCUUCGAUUUUAGGUGGAAAGGGUGGGACAUUGACCGAAGCCGACGUUCAGACCUUUUACGAAGUGGAAAAGGUGGCAUGGAAAGAUGCCGCGAAUACUUAUGGUUGUCACUUUAUUCCAUCCGUGUCUCCUGGCUACAACGACGUUGGCGUCAGAGACGGCAAUCCGGCCUUGUCUCGGUCGUUGCAAGGGCAAGGCUUUGGUUCCUUGUUCGAAAAGGCCUUGCAAUAUGCCAUUCCCUUGGCCGAAGAAAAUACUGUGGAUGGGUCAGACCGACUUUUGGUCGUUAACUCAUGGAACGAAUGGCAUGAAGAUACACAGAUUGAACCUGUGGUGGGGACCCUGACAUCUGAUCCACUCGAGUUGACCUUUGGAUUUACCUACGAGGGAUACGGAAACCGAUACUUGGAGAUUUUGCGAGUGGCAACUGACAACGAAGUUGCAGACACUCCGAAUCCAACAUCUGGUCCAACUUUUGAUCCUACUUCUGGUCCAACUUCCGGACCUACGUCUGUGCCGACUUCUGGUCCAACUUCCGGGCCUACGUCUGUGCCGACUUCAGGUCCAACUUCCGGUCCAACGUCUGUACCGACUUCAGGUCCAACUUCCGGUCCAACAAGUGGUCCUACUUCUGGACCGACUUCUGGUCCAACGAGUGGUCCUACAUCUGGACCGACUUCUGGUCCAACGAGUGGUCCGACUAGUGGACCUACAUCUGAUCCCACUAGUGGUCCAACUUCAAACCCUACUUCAGGUCCUACUAGCGAACCUACAUCAGGUCCUACUAGUGGGCCAACUUCAAACCCCACUUCUGGUCCAACUUCUGGACCGACAAAUGGACCUACUUCGAUUCCUACUUCCGGUCCGACUUUGGGCCCAACCUCCGGCCCAACUUCUGGCCCUACCAUUGGUCCUACGACAGGUCCUACUGGUGGACCAACAUCUUUACCCACAAGCGGACCAACGAGCGAUCCAACAUCCGGGCCGACAUCUGGACCUACCAGUGGUCCGACAUCAGGACCAACGUCUGGACCAACAAGUGCUCCCACUUCUGGACCUACGAGUGGGCCAACAUCCGGACCGACAUCUGGACCAACGAGUGGACCAACAUCGAAACCCACGUCUGGACCUACCGGUAAUCCGACAUUAGAACCCACUGAUGCCCCAACAUCUAAGCCUACGAAUGGGCCAACAUCCGGACCGACAUUGGGUCCUACGUCGGGUCCCACCAGCGACCCUUCGAGUGAGCCUACCUCAGAACCAACAAGUGGACCUACCAUUGCACCGACUGCAGGUCCUACCAGCAUACCUACCUCUGGACCUACGGCUGGACCAACUCUUGCACCAACUUCUGGUCCUACAAGUUCACCAACAUUGGAGUCAAGUUCAGGUCCAACAAACAGUCUUACUUCAAAUCCAACGAGUAGCCCGACGUCUGCACCAACCGUGGCACCUACUGGUGGUCCUACCUCGCUACCGACUGCAGGGCCGACAAGUGGACCAACUUCAGGGCCCACUUCUGUGCCCAGUCCUAGCCCAACUUCCAAUCCGACUGCGGGCCCAACCAGUGGUCCUACAUCAGUUCCUACUAGUACCCCUAGUUCUGGUCCAACUUUGGGGCCAACUUCCAAUCCUACUCUUGGUCCGACUAGUGGACCUACUCCUGGUCCGACUGCGGGUCCUACGUCUGGUCCUACUAGUGGACCUACUCCUGGUCCUACAUCAUUUCCUACUAGUACCCCUACGUCUGCUCCCACCAGUGGGCCUACAUCUGUGCCGACCGAUGGCCCAACAUCGGGGCCAACUGCUGGACCGACUGUCGGACCGACCUCAGAGCCUACUUCUGGGCCAACCUCAGGACCAACUAAAGGGCCGACUUCCGGGCCUACUGCAGGCCCAACAGUACAGCCAACAACAGGACCUACUAGCGAGUCUACAAAGCAAACGGAAGGAAAUGGCGAUCCCCAUUUCAAGACAUGGAAGAACGAACACUUUGAAUUUCACGGCCAGUGUGACAUUGUCAUGGUUUCCGACAAGGACUUUGCCAACGGUCUCGGUAUUGAUAUUCACAUUCGUACCAAGAUUGUUCGGUUUUGGAGUUACAUCGAGAGGGCUGUCAUUCGAAUCGGAAACGAUAUUCUUGAGGUAACAGGAUCUGCGGAGAACGACAAAGCCAACUAUUGGAUCAACUAUGAAUACAUGGGAGAACUGGAAGAUAUUGGUGGCUUUCCAGUAUCGAUCAACCCCAGCAAAAGUCGAUACACCAUUGAUCUUGACAGCAAAUAUUCUGGAGAAAAGAUUGAAAUCAAGACCUUUAAGGAGUUUGUCGGAGUCAAGAUUUUGGGAGCAUCCGAAUCUUCCUUUGGCAAAUCGGUGGGUAUAACUGGAGACUUUCGAACGGGAAACACCUAUGCUCGUGACGGUAGCACAGUUUUGAAUGAUUUUACAGAGCUCGGCAACGAAUGGCAAGUUUUGCCAUCGGAUGGUAGAUUAUUCCAUGAGACAUCUCGACCACAGUUCCCGGAAAAGUGUUGGCUUCCGGAAGACCCUCGAGGCAAUCGCAGACGUCGUUUGGAUGAGAGCUCCAUCACGGAGGAAGCAGCAGAAGAAGCUUGUUCUGGACUCGACGACGAAUUCAGCCGCAAAGGCUGCGUAUACGAUAUCCUUGCCACUCAAAACUUGGAGAUGGUAGGCGCAUACUGA
Cylindrotheca closterium is the source of this 3588-nucleotide messenger RNA. Lineage: Eukaryota; Bacillariophyta; Bacillariophyceae; Bacillariales; Bacillariaceae. The record is from the annotation of a GenBank genome assembly.